AUGUCGUCAUUGCUGCAAGCAUAUCCAAAAGGAUUCCAAGUGACUUCCUUGACGCCAUUGCAACCUAAUUUUUUACAUAUUUUCAAGAUUCAACCUAGAGCUCCAAGGACCCCUUCUUCUUAUUAUAAACCUCCAUGCCUCUUCAUGUCUUUCCCAACUUCAUCCAAUCACAAACAGCUAAAAAUGGAGAACCCAAUAUGGAAAAACCCUCAUUUCUUCCCUCUCCUUUUAACAUGCACCUUCUUCUUAUUUCCUUUACAACCCUCACUUUCAGCCGGUUUACAAGAUGAUUACAUCCGACAGCCGCCCCGAAAAGUCGUCGUCGCUCCCCACCUCCGAUCCAAAUCCGACCCUCAGCAGGUACAUGCUUCUCUUGCAGGCAAAGAAUACAUGAGAAUCAGUUGGGUUACAGAUGAGAAAGACGUGGCGUCGAAGGUCGAAUAUGGGAAGGUCUCAGGGAAAUAUGAGGCAAUGGCUGUAGGAAACCAUACCUCAUAUCAUUACUUCUUUUACAGUUCCGGGAAGAUACAUCAUGUUAAAAUUGGACCCUUGGAGCCAGCAACCACUUAUUACUAUAGGUGUGGUGGUCAUGGCCCUGAAUUUUCAUUCAAGACACCUCCACAAACUUUUCCCAUUGAAUUUGUUGUGGUUGGUGAUCUUGGACAAACAGAAUGGACUGCCUCAACUCUAUCGCAUGUCGACAGCAAGGACUAUGAUGUGUUCUUAUUACCAGGUGACCUAUCUUAUGCGGACACACAACAACCACUAUGGGACUCAUUUGGCCGUCUGGUGGAGCCCUACGCUAGCCGCCGCCCAUGGAUGGUGACGGAAGGGAACCAUGAGAUUGAAACUUUCCCAAUAAUUUAUCCUCAUGGUUUCAAAGCCUACAAUGCCCGUUGGCUAAUGCCAUACCAAGAAAGUGGGUCGACCUCAAAUCUCUAUUAUUCCUUCGAUGCUGCCGGUUCCCAUAUCAUAAUGUUAGGCUCUUACACGGAUUUUGACGAGGAUUCAGCUCAAUACAAGUGGCUUGAAUCUGAUUUGCGUAAGGUUGAUAGGAAAAAGACGCCAUGGGUUAUUGCGCUAUUGCAUGCACCAUGGUAUAACACUAAUUUGGCUCAUAAAGGAGAAGGGGAAAGCAUGAGAAAAGCUAUGGAAGAUUUGUUGUAUAGGGCACGAGUUGAUGUGGUUUUUGCAGGCCAUGUUCAUGCAUAUGAACGAUUUACUAGGAUUUAUAACAACAAAGCUGAUCCAUGUGGGCCUGUAUAUAUAACCAUUGGUGACGGAGGAAACCGAGAAGGACUUGCAUUAAUGUUUGAGAAUCCAACACCAGAAGUUUCGGUUUAUAGGGAACCAAGCUUUGGGCAUGGUCGGCUAAGGGUGGUAGACGAAAGUCGAGCACAUUGGUCGUGGCAUCGCAACAAUGAUUCUGAUCCAUUCGUGGCCGAUGAGGUUUGGCUACAAAGUUUAACCACAACCAAAUCAUGUUGGCACAAUACCGCAAAUACAGAUGGCUCAAAGUCAAAGGUUAACAAAGUCGAACUAUAAAAAUACAUAUGAAAAUGUCUUUUAAUUUCUCAAAAUGCUACAAUUUAGUUAUUUUUCGUUUCUUUUGUAAGGUAACAAAAUGUAUUCAAUUAUCAUGUUUUGUACUUCCAGUAGUGGGCUGUUUUGUGAUGGCUAAAAUAACGAGUAAAGUGACUUAUAAUUUUCCUCCA
This is a messenger RNA of Gossypium raimondii (Peruvian cotton), 1715 nucleotides long. Its product is annotated as purple acid phosphatase 22. The transcript has 5 exons. Gene Ontology annotation, molecular function: metal ion binding; acid phosphatase activity. The record is from RefSeq and is a predicted model, not a curated record. Lineage: Eukaryota; Viridiplantae; Streptophyta; Magnoliopsida; Malvales; Malvaceae. The coding region runs from base 1 to 1545 and encodes 514 amino acids.